Molecule: messenger RNA, 1609 nt
Organism: Synchiropus splendidus (mandarinfish)
Lineage: Eukaryota; Metazoa; Chordata; Actinopteri; Syngnathiformes; Callionymidae
Gene: gmpr2
Product: guanosine monophosphate reductase 2
Exons: 10
Coding region: 104-1150 (348 amino acids)
Biological process (GO): nucleotide metabolic process
Cellular component (GO): GMP reductase complex
Molecular function (GO): GMP reductase activity
Source: RefSeq, a predicted model, not a curated record
CAUUUGUGGUCCGUCGCUCUAAACCUUCCCACUCAUUCGCUGGAAGAGGAAGCGGUGUCACUCGGAGAGGAUCUAUUCUUUGGGGCUAUAUCAAUCACUUAAAAUGCCACGCAUUGAAAAUGACAUCAAGUUGGAUUUCAAAGAUGUCCUCCUUAGGCCAAAGCGCAGCACACUGAAGUCCAGGAGUGAGGUGGACUUGAUGAGGAGCUUCACUUUUAGGAACUCGAAAGGAACUUAUAGAGGCAUUCCUAUCAUCGCAGCAAACAUGGACACUGUGGGAACUUUUGAGAUGGCCUUGGCUUUGUAUCAGUUCACCCUCUUCACCACAGUCCACAAGCAUUAUUCUGUGGAUGAAUGGCUGGAGUUUUCAAAGAAACAUCCAGAAUGUCUGGAGAACAUAGCAGUCAGCACAGGGACUGGUGAGGGUGACUUUGAAAAGAUUUCAGCCAUCUUAGCCGCUGUGCCGCAGUUGCGCUACAUCUGUGUGGACGUAGCCAACGGAUACUCCGAACACUUUGUCCACUUUGUCAAGGACGUCAGGCAGAAGUUCCCGUCGCACACGAUUAUGGCCGGAAAUGUUGUGACAGGAGAGAUGGUGGAGGAGCUGAUUUUGGCGGGUGCUGACAUCAUCAAAGUUGGCAUUGGACCUGGAUCAGUGUGCACGACACGCAAGAUGACAGGGGUGGGGUACCCCCAACUUAGCGCUGUGAUUGAAUGUGCAGAUGCUGCUCAUGGUCUUGGAGGUCACAUCAUCUCUGAUGGUGGAUGCACCUGCCCUGGAGAUGUCUCAAAGGCUUUUGGUGCCGGAGCAGAUUUUGUGAUGCUAGGUGGAAUGUUGGCUGGUCAUGUUGAAAGUGGUGGGGAGACCAUUGAAAAGAAUGGCAAGAAAUAUAAGCUGUUCUAUGGCAUGAGCUCUGAAGUAGCCAUGAAGAAGCAUGCAGGUGGUGUUGCUGAAUACCGAGCAUCUGAGGGAAAGACGGUCGAAGUCCCCUUCAAAGGCCCUGUGGAGGCGACAGUGCGGGAGAUCUUGGGCGGGGUACGCUCCACUUGCACCUAUGUUGGUGCCGGUAAGCUGAAGGAGCUGAGCCGCAGGACCACCUUCAUCAGGGUCACACAGCAGCUCAACACUGUCUUUGGAAACGAUGGAUGAACAACUGUGAGCCUGUCUCCUCCUGCACACGCUCCGGAAACACCCUGCCCAAAUAUCCCACUUACACUGUUGCUUUUCCUUUCACUUUAAAAUGCUUUUUGCAUAACAAUUACCUUUUUAUGCAAACCUGUUUUUAUGCAAGACCUGUCUUAAUUUAUUUUUUAAUUAUUAGGUAAAUUCAAUUGAUUAGCAUGUUGUUAUUUGGCGUAUAAUAGAAUUAUGCCAUAAUGUAUGCAACUAAUGUUAUUAGACUGUUUGAGGUUUGAGCUGGUUUGGUUGGGUGAGUAGAGUGGUGUGCCUUAUGUGAUCCUCUUACACUGGAUGUAUUGACCUCACUGGACUGAAGUUCACAAUGAAGAGAUUUUUUUCACCUUUAAAACUUAAUGCUAUUUGUAUUCGCACACAUUCAGAUUUCAUCAUGUCAUUAAAACAUUCCACACGCAUGGACUUGUAUUUCUG